AUGGCCGGUGUCCAAGCCAUGCCGUUCACAGCAAGCGAACUUCCCCACUCGGCAAACAAGGAGAGGGCCGGCUUCUGCUGGCAGGGCGUGCCAGGGGCAGCGUCGACGGAUAUCUUUGACCAGUACGUAGAGCUAGGUGACUCCGACGCGGAAUCUGCCUCUGGCCAGAGCGGCGGCUUCGGCCGGCUUGUCCAGCUCGACCAGCUCGAUCAGCUCGGCUUCUCUGAACUGCCGUCCAUGACGCCUCACGUGUCAUUGGACCAGAUAAUGGCCCCGGGCGGAGGAGCUCAGGGAGGACCUGAAGCUCAGAGCCGGCCCUCAGAGCUGAAACGUGAUCAUGAGGUUGCUGGCGCGAGUCCAUCACCCAGAGUCUGCCAACCAAGCCAACAUUUGCACCCGCUUUACCGAGCCCAGACAGAUAUGGUGUUGCUGAACAGCGUCGGCGACACCCCAGGUGGUGGCUCCAUCUCGGACUCGGAGCUGCUGAAUCUCGAAGGGUUGACGAUGCGGUCCCCACGCAUCCAGAUCCCGCACCUGUCUACGUCCGAGCCCGCGUCGCCCCCCUCCGGCGCCGCCAGCCCUCGCAAAGUCAGCCAACUGGGCACACUCUGCACCAAGAUCCGCAACAUGACGGCCACCCUACAAGGGAUGAAUUCAGAGACCUCCAUCCUGCCCGAGGACGUGCAGCGAUUCGUUGCCGGCAGCGAGCCCAACCUCGUCAACGGGUACCUCAGGGGUUCUUUCAACCCCUCUGGCCUGCUCAAUGACCAAUUUGUGCACCCUCUGCAGCUCAACGGCGGCGCGAUGCACCAGACGCCGCUGUCGACUGCCCCCAUCGCGGAUGGCUUGCGGCUGCCCGUGUCAGCUCUCGACGGGAAACCGCUGUGGACGACGGCGCCAGGUACCUACCUCGACGGCGGGGGCGGGGACGACGACGCCAACACGUGGUGGGAUCCAUCCUCGGACGCCAUGGACACCGACGUCCCCGCAGUCUCCUAUCAUGCUGCCGUCAACGAGCGCAGCAGCUCGUUGAACAUGGGUGUUCAGCUACAUCACCGGCAAAGCUUCGAAUACCCGGCCCCGCCGGGCACCAAUGACACCACCAACACCGUCACCACCACCAUCUUCGGUUCAAAAGGCAUGAUGCUGCACACGCCUCAGCCCCGUGGGAUCCCGUCGGCGGUCCUGCAUAGCGACGUCUCGGCCCACCGCCCGACCCGCGCCGACUGUCACCACCGCCGCCCCAGACCACGGGCUUCAUCCUUGAGCGCCCGCCACCACCAGCAGCACCAGUACGGCCCGGGCGUCUCUCCGCGCAAAGGCCGGACGGUCAAAGGGAGCGGGAGCGCCAGCGCCAGCCGAAUUGCCUCGACGUCGCCGUCGCCUCGGCCUCCGGCUUUCGCUCCAGGUCCAAACGGCAGCCUCUUGCACGGCCGCAGCGCCUCCAUGCAGACGCUGCACUACUCGGGUUUGGCCGCAGGGCUAUCAGCGGACGGAGGCGCAGCGAUCCACAAGCGCAAGAGCUGGACGGGCCGCCGCACGUCGUCAUCCUCGUCAUCGCUGCACCAUCAGUACCACGGUCUUGCCAUGACGGCGGCGGCGGCGGCG
This is a messenger RNA of Thermothelomyces thermophilus ATCC 42464, 1608 nucleotides long. RefSeq lists its product as uncharacterized. The record is from RefSeq and is a predicted model, not a curated record. The transcript is spliced from 2 exons. The annotation marks the transcript as partial. Lineage: Eukaryota; Fungi; Ascomycota; Sordariomycetes; Sordariales; Chaetomiaceae.